This is a messenger RNA of Solanum dulcamara, 823 nucleotides long. Its product is annotated as MLP-like protein 28. The transcript is spliced from 2 exons. The record is from RefSeq and is a predicted model, not a curated record. Lineage: Eukaryota; Viridiplantae; Streptophyta; Magnoliopsida; Solanales; Solanaceae. Gene Ontology annotation, biological process: defense response. Bases 67 to 522 code for a protein of 151 amino acids.
UUAUUCUUUAUCCAUCAAAAAAAUUCCAACAAUACUUCUAUUUCUAAUAAUUGAUCAGAAAAAAAAAUGAGUUUGAAAGGAAAGUUGAUUUCAGAAACAGAAUUAAAAGGUUGUAAGGAUUUGUUUCAUGAAAUGUUUUGUCACAAACCACACCAUCUUCCAAAUGUUGCACCACAAACUAUUCAAGCUGUCGAUUUACAUGAAGGAGAUUGGGGUACUGUUGGCUCCGUUGUCAACUGGAAUUAUAUUCUAGAGGGGCAGGAGAAGGUUGUAAAGGUGGUGGUUGAUGAGAUAAACAAGGAAAAAAGGUUAGUGACAUUCAAGGCAUUUGAAGGUCAUUUGAUAGAAGAAUACAAGACCUUCAAAGCAACUGUUCAUAUUGAAAAUGAAGGAGAAAACAGCUUGGUUAUAUGGACAAUAGACUAUGAGAAGCAGAAUGAAGACGUUCAAGAACCCUUACGUUAUUUGCAAUUAGCCAUUAAUCUCACCAAAGAUGUCGACGCCCACCAUGUCAACAAUUAGUGUUGUUCAAGACUCUUCAAAUAGUAAUAUCAGAUUCUUCAAUAGUUGUGUAAGAAAUUCAACACGAGUGCAUCAUGUUUAUGAAUAAUUAGAGUUCGAACAAUAUAGGUGGUUGAGAGAAAAUUAAUUAUUUUGGUGUGAAUAAGGGAUUUCCAUGUGCUCAAUGAAAGUGGUGCUUUCUAAGUGGUUGUGCUUGUUGAUGUUUGUGUUUCUCAUAAAGAUGUAAUUUGCUUUGUUGUGUUUUCAUGAAAUAAAUUGUACUUUUAUUUCUUGAAGAAUGAAUUUUAUUUGUUUGAUUUGA